This is a messenger RNA of Nematostella vectensis (starlet sea anemone), 2822 nucleotides long. Its product is annotated as venom phosphodiesterase. The transcript is spliced from 25 exons. Bases 114 to 2531 code for a protein of 805 amino acids. NCBI's taxonomy places the organism in Eukaryota, Metazoa, Cnidaria, Anthozoa, Actiniaria, Edwardsiidae. Gene Ontology annotation, molecular function: nucleic acid binding; hydrolase activity; metal ion binding. The record is from RefSeq and is a predicted model, not a curated record.
AAUUUGAUGAGUAGGGGGAGGGGUUACUGGGAAGCUGACCAAGGCUUCCGGCUCCCGCGCGGGUGCAAAAGUGUUGUGUGAAGUUACGCGGAUUCUUACUUGAUUUACCCAAAAUGGAAGCAAAAGACAAAGAUCAAAUCAUGGAUAUUAACUCUGGGGACGAGUCAGCGAUGUAUCAUGUGAAGGUCGAGCCAUCUAAGGCUCAAAGCAAAAGGAAGAUGUUGGCUUCAGCUGCUGCUCUUAUUGCUGUGUUACUAAUUAUAGUUAUUGUUAUUGCUGUUGUUGUCUCUACAAAUUCAGAAGAUGGGAAACAAAAGAAGCUCAAGAGUAAAAAGGAAAGGCUUCCACUCAUUGUUAUUUCAAUGGAUGGAUUUAGAAGUGACUAUUUGACAGAAGAAAAUGCACCAAAUAUUAUGAAGCUAGCUAAGAACGGUGUUAGGGCACCAUUUAUUCAGUCCCAGUUUCCAACAAAGACAUUCCCUAACUAUUAUUCAAUUAUCACGGGCUUGUAUCCUAUACAUCAUGGUAUCGUGGCAAACAGUUUUUACGAUCCUGAACUGAAAGACUCCUUCAGAAUUGGCGGACCUACAUAUCUAGAUCCAAAAUGGUGGAAGGGAGAACCACUUUGGCAGACGGCAAUGAAACAAGGGCUUGUGUCUGCUUCAUACUUCUGGGUUGGUUCAGAGGUUAAAGUUCAAGGGAUGUUGCCAAAUUUUACAUACACUUAUAACAAAUCAGUGCCGUUUGAGCACCGUGUGGACACAGUGUUGAGCUGGCUAGAUCUCCCUCGUCAGGAAAGUCAGGUGAACCCUGAAAAGGAUGAUGGGAAAAGGCGACCUGAUUUUAUCACACUGUAUUUCUAUCAGCCAGAUGGAGCUGGACACAAUUAUGGCCCAGGAUCCCCACAGGUAGAUAAUGAGACCCGAUACGUUGAUAAAAUGGUAGGCCGCCUGUUUGAGGGUUUGAAGAUUCGCUCCUUGGAGGAUAAGGUCAAUGUUAUCAUGCUAACUGACCAUGGUAUGGCAAAAACUGAUUGCAAACGAGCUAUUUAUUUGGACGAGUAUGAUGUCACACUAGAUGAUAUCAUAACACCUCAGUGGCGUGGAGGAGCAUUUAUGACUUUGUCUCCGCGCCCACAAGUGAAUGAGAGUGUCAUACUUUCUCGUAUACAGUGCAAAACCAAAGAAAUGCGCGUUUUUACUAAACACGAGCUACCAAAGAGGCUGCACUAUUCACACAGCAAUCGUAUCGGUGAUAUAAUCAUUAUCCCUGCUGCCGGUUACCUCUUAGGAACAAAUAUUAGUUAUGCAGCCCUGUGUAGAGCAGGCGGUAACCAUGGUUACGACAACUUGGAGCAUAGUAUGCGGGGUAUAUUUGUUGCGAGCGGUCCAGCGUUCAAGAAAGGCUUUAUUGCAGAUCAUUUCCUAAAUACGGAGUUGUACAACCUUAUGGCAGGUUUGAUUGACGUCAAGCCAGCACCCAAUGACGGCACAGACGGCAGCCUCGCUCACAUGCUUGCCGAACCUCCUAACAACAUACCCGUGUCCUCCCCUGUGGGGGAUGGAAAUCUGCUACGUGAGGAUAUCUGUCGAUAUCCGUCAGACAGCGUCGCCACUGCGCGGAGGAAUUGUAAAUACUGCGUGUGCUCUUGGUGCGGGCUGAAUGAUUCCAUGAUCGUGCAAUUUGACAAGCGUCUUGAUCUGUCCGACCAACAAAUCGCCAGUUUAAAAAAGAGCCAUUUCCCCUGGGGCCUUCCUCAAGGAGGGGCUGGUAAAGGCGGCUGUCUGUUGACCCAGUCCGAAUACCUCACUGGAUAUAGCACCUACCUGCGCCUACCCCUGUGGGUUGGAUAUCGACUUGACGGAGAGAAAUCCGACCAGUCGCUUCCGAGAAAAAACUGUUUCCGUCAUGACGUAAGGCUGACUAAUUCCCAGGCCUCCACGUGCACGCAUUACUACAAGUCAGGGUUUGACCGUGGUCACAUGGUGCCAAAUGCCGACCAUGACUAUGAUGAGUAUCGCCCCACAAUGAAUACAUUCCUUCUAUCGAACAUCGCACCGCAGUACCACAAGUUCAAUAUCAGGGACUGGCUAAACCUAGAGAUAUACGUACGUGAUCUUGCAUCAGGUUCCACUUUAUACGUCAUUUCCGGUUCCAUUUUUGACGAGGAUGCGGAUGGUAAUCGCGACCACGACAACAACAUCACAAGAUGGAUCAAGGAUGACCGGCCGAACACGGUUGCCGUACCAACACACUUUUAUAAGAUUAUCACGCGGUGUAACGUCAACAAAACCUCGCUCUACGAGGUUCCCGGAUGUUCAGGUCGACUAGAGGUCAUUUCCUUUAUCCUGCCUCAUCGUAGCGAAUACCAUUGCCAGUAUCGUACAGACAAAGAGUACCUAUUAGAUCACUCGGCCUCGGUACGCGACGUGGAACGCCUGACUGGAACUAGCUUCUUCACCGACCUACCCCCGGCAGAGCAAGCUCGCUUGAAGGCUGCGACUCCAAUCGAACUAUGGCCCACCAAGUAAAUUACCAACCAAUCACCGGGUAGAUUACCGGACAAGUUACCGGACAGUUAGUGUAAUCUGUUGUCCGAGGUCUGUCUCAAUGAAACAAGUUAACUUGCAAUAUUACUAUUUUUGCGGUUUUUUAAACAAGAGGUUUUUUAGGAUGUUUUUGUAAAAAUAGCCGGUCAUGAAUACGUACAUUGAUUAAAUAUAUUCGUAGAAAGAAGUAUACGUCUUGUAGAAAAACUUUAAAUAGAUGAUUUACCAAUACAUUGCUCAUUCAAAAUAAAAGAAAACUAUUUCUCUGUUUUA